UUGAGUCCUAGAGAUAGAGGAAAAAAAUUUGAAAAUAAUGUCAGAAAUUUUCUUGUACAUAUCGGGUGUACAACAUCUAUUACUAAAGUUCCUGAUAAUGGUUUUGAUAUCACAACAACAUUUGAUAAGAUAAAUGUUGUGUUUCAAUUAAAAUAUCAUUAUAUUUCUGAGAAAAAAGUUGUUUCUAUUAAUGUUUCUCAAAUUCGUGAGUUUGUUGGUGCUUUUGAAACACGUUAUAAAAAUAGCGAUUUUUAUGGUAUUUUUUUAACAAAUUCAGGUAUUCAAUAUAGUAGUGAAUGUCAAAUUUUUAAAAAUUCUCAUCCUAGAAUAUUUUUAUGCACAAUUGAUAAUUUAUUUCAAUGUCUUUACAAUAUUAAUCGUAAGCAUAUUACUAAUGAUACAAAUACUUUUAAUUUUUUAACUAUGGAAGCGACAAAUGCUGAAGGGGUAUCAUUUAAUUUUAAUGGUAUGCAAAUUGAAUAUAAAAAAUUAGAGUCUCAUGUUAUUAGAAUUGAUAAGAAAAAGAAUGGUUUUUCUCCUUAUUGA
This is a messenger RNA of Dentiscutata heterogama, 546 nucleotides long. NCBI's taxonomy places the organism in Eukaryota, Fungi, Glomeromycota, Glomeromycetes, Diversisporales, Gigasporaceae. The record is from the annotation of a GenBank genome assembly.